Ochotona princeps (American pika) is the source of this 1536-nucleotide messenger RNA. Its product is annotated as germ cell-less protein-like 1. The transcript has a single exon. Gene Ontology annotation, molecular function: protein binding. Gene Ontology annotation, cellular component: nucleus. Lineage: Eukaryota; Metazoa; Chordata; Mammalia; Lagomorpha; Ochotonidae. Bases 1 to 1536 code for a protein of 511 amino acids. Gene Ontology annotation, biological process: germ cell development. The record is from RefSeq and is a predicted model, not a curated record.
AUGGGAGGACUGAACAGUCGGUUCCUGAGGCGCCAGGGAGUACGUGUCCCAGAAGAACCAGGUGCCGCCAGGGAAGAAGAGGCAGUGGCUGGGGAGGCGGAAGUGCCAGUGGAGCGGGAGGAGGAGCAUGAAGAGAACAGACCCACCACCAGUCAUGGCGUCCGCAAGCGGAAGACCAGUCCCGAAGGGCCGCUGGCAAAAGCCCUCUGCCAUAAGCGUUGCAAAGACAAAUCCCUGCCGAUUUAUGAGGCACUCUUCUUGAGGGGUGAAGGCAGUGAUGUACAGAUCCGGGCUUUGGGGGAGGAAUGGAACUUGCACAGGGUCUACCUGUGCCAGUCCGGGUACUUUGCGAGCAUGUUCAGUGGUGCCUGGCGGGAAACAAAUAUGGACACCAUAGAGUUGCAGAUGCCUGACAGGAACAUUGACACUCAAGCCCUGCACGAAGCUUUGGGUUCUUUAUAUCGCAACGCAGUGGCCAUUCCCCCCAGCCGAGUUGUUGCCAUACUGGCCACAGCCAGUAUGCUGCAGUUGGAUGAGCUAAUUCAGCAGUGCGAGGAGAUCAUGAAGGAGAGGAUCAGUGCCCAGACCGUGUGCAGCUACUUCUAUGCUGCCGACAGCUACGGCCUGCAAAACAUCAGGGCCACAUGCUUCCAAUGGCUUCUGGACAACCUGAUGCCCCACUGCAGUGAGGAGUUACUGCGAGAAAUUAGCCUGGAUCUCAUGAAGGAGCUCACCGCCUCUUCAGAUCUCUUGGUGAUGGAAGUGGAGAUGGAUGUGUACAACACACUGAAAAAGUGGAUGUUUCUGCAACUGCAACCAACAUGGAAGGGCUCCCGAAGAGCACUGCUGCAGGAUGCCGACUCUUGCUUUGCCAGAUACAAGAGGGAGAGAGAGGGUGCCCCUUUUCUGGAGAGCGAGCAGGGCAGAGCCUUUGUGUCAGCAUUCCAGCAGCUGCGGCUUGCCUACAUAAUAUGUGACUUGCCUUCUGCUCGUGUCAUCGAUCAGGAUGCACUGAUCCCUGCCUCCUGGUUGACCCCAGUGUACAAAGAGCAGUGGCUUGCACUCCUCCGGGCUGAACAGACCAGGGAGCUGGGACCUAUGGACAUCUACGUGUCUGACAUCCACGGGAAUAGCAUGCGGUGUGGGGGGCAGCUCCACAGGGAUGAGCAGCGUAGCUGGAGGUGGGCUGGCUUCAAUUUCGGCUGGGAUCUGGUGGUGUGCUAUGCCAACCGGCGCAUCAUUUUCCGACGCAGCGCACUGAACAAAUCCUGUGGCCUAGGCGUCAGCUUACUAUGGCAGAGAAAAGUAGCAUUUCGCCUCCGCUUGACCUCCUUGAACAGAGUUGGAAAAGUCAUUUUCAGGAAAGACACAGGAUACCGGAUGCUUUCCCUGGGGAAGGAUGAAGAGCUAGAGGUAGUGAAUCUGGAAAAUCAAGACGUAGUUUUCCCCAUAUAUGUGACAUGCAACUUCUUGUAUCACCCCAGGGAGAGAAGCAUUGCUCACAGUGAGGACCCCUGCACAAGUCCAGAGAAUUGA